UCGGACGGAAAGGGAUCGGCCAAGAUAAGAUUGAUAAAAGCGAUGUCGGAUCGUUGUGCGAUUCUUUUGUCUGAUUUUGUCCUUUGAUAUCUUCGUUUCUUCCAGCAAUGUAAAAUGGAGCGACUCCCCCCCAAGUCCAGCCCUCGAGGCCACGCCCGCAAAGGCUCCGUCGCCCCUGACCUGCCCUGGUUCCUGCAACUCGACUGCGACGAUGAGGUGGUCUACGAGGACACCCCCAUACCCGCCAUCAAGGGCGGCACGCUGCCCGGGCUGGUCGAGCAGUUGACUCGCCACGACAAGCUGGAUAUUUCCUUUAAUGAGAUCUUUUUACUCACAUACAAGUCCUUUGCCUCAGCCGACGAGCUCUUCGAAACCCUCCUGCAGCGCUUCUACAUCGCCACCCCCAUGGAACUCACCCCCGCCGAACACACCACCUGGGUCGAGCAGAAGCAGAAGACUAUCCGCUUCCGCGUCGUCAACGUCAUGAAGACCUGGUUUGAGCGUUUCUGGAUGGAAUCCCACAAUGAGGCCACCGUGGACUUUCUCAAACUCGUCCACGCCCUCGUCAAGGGGUCCCCGGCCAUCCUUGAAACACCGGGCUGUGCCCAGCUGCUGUCCGUCGUCGAGCAGCGACUACAGGGUCAGGAAAGCACGACGAGACGACUCGUGCCGACGGUCAACGCACAUGCUCCCUCACCGAAUGUGCCCAAGAAUAUGAAACGAGUCAAGUUUCUCGACAUCGACGCGACCGAGUUUGCCCGCCAGCUCACCAUCAUCGAGUCGGGGCUGUUCCGCCGGAUUCGACCGCAGGACUGCGUGAACAAAACGUGGUCGAAGAAGGCGUCGGCCGAGUCUGCGGAGCCGGCCACCGGGGUGAAUGCGAUGAUUCUGCAUUCGAACCAGCUGGCCAACUGGGUGGGAGAGAUGAUUCUGGCUCAGUCGGAUCUGAGGAAGCGAGUGGCCAUGGUGCGGCAUUUUAUCAACGUGGCUGAGAAAUGCAAUUCGUUAAAAAACUUUGCCACGAUGAUGUCGAUUAUCUCCGGACUAGGCACAACACCUGUAUACCGACUGCAUCGCACAUGGAGCCAAGUAGGCGGGCGAUGUCUAGGGCCUCUCGAGCAGAUGCGCAAUCUGAUGGCCAGCACACGGAAUUUCAUCCGAUAUCGUGAAAAGCUGCGACUGACGAAUCCGCCGUGUGUUCCAUUCCUAGGUACCCCCUACACCUCAUCCAUAUCAUCUAUCUACAUGAUAUACUGACAGAAAAGGCGUCUAUCUAACCGACCUCACCUUCAUCGACGACGGCAUCCCCAGCCUCCUCCCCAACAACAUGAUCUCCUUCAGCAAACGGGUCAAAAUCGCCGAAGUCCUCCAAGACAUCCAACAAUACCAAUCCAACUCGUACCUGCUACACCCCGUCCCCGAACUCCAAGAAUACAUCGUCCGCAACAUCCAAGCCGCCGGCGACGUGCACGAGCUGUACGAUCGCAGUCUCGAACUCGAGCCCCGACUCCGCGAUGAAGAGCGGAUGAUGGCAAUGCGGCAUGGGCCGUACGCGGCGACGGGGAGUCAUAUGAGUUCGGUGGUGAUUGCGAGUAUGGUGAUGGAAUAAUAUAUGUUCUAUCGUGUUAUGAAAUGGAUGAUGAUGAUAUACCCGUGUUUGAUUUAGGUAAUAGCAUAAUCAAAUAAUCAACCUUGUAUGAGGCAUUUAACAGCGUGUACG
This is a messenger RNA of Aspergillus wentii DTO 134E9, 1720 nucleotides long. Its product is annotated as Ras-GEF domain-containing protein. Bases 115 to 1257 code for a protein of 380 amino acids. Gene Ontology annotation, biological process: Ras protein signal transduction; positive regulation of GTPase activity. The transcript is spliced from 2 exons. Gene Ontology annotation, cellular component: plasma membrane. NCBI's taxonomy places the organism in Eukaryota, Fungi, Ascomycota, Eurotiomycetes, Eurotiales, Aspergillaceae. Gene Ontology annotation, molecular function: guanyl-nucleotide exchange factor activity. The record is from RefSeq and is a predicted model, not a curated record.